Messenger RNA from Cydia pomonella (codling moth), 6097 nucleotides. It is a transcript of the gene CASK, whose product is annotated as peripheral plasma membrane protein CASK. Lineage: Eukaryota; Metazoa; Arthropoda; Insecta; Lepidoptera; Tortricidae. The record is from RefSeq and is a predicted model, not a curated record. Gene Ontology annotation, cellular component: plasma membrane; cell-cell junction. Gene Ontology annotation, biological process: regulation of neurotransmitter secretion; protein phosphorylation. Gene Ontology annotation, molecular function: ATP binding; protein kinase activity; signaling receptor binding. The transcript has 22 exons. The coding region runs from base 1075 to 3840 and encodes 921 amino acids.
AUGGUGAAUGGUAAGUACCUUUUGUAGGUCAUAGAGGUACAUUAAGUAUAGAGAUGAAGUAUAGAGAUAGAGCCGGCAGAUGACCAAACGAGAUGCUCUUAUGGAACUUUCAGUAGGAGUAGCAGAGACAGCGCAAUGAUUGUUUGUCCUUGUCACAGUUUCAUUUAUUUAUUCCCCACCGUACAUUUUAGUAUGGCUUAUGGUGGGCAACAAAUAACCCGACCAAAUUACGUAGGUUGUUUUUGGUAUCUUGACAGGAAUGACAAAACGUGUCUUUAAUUUGGCGCAUUGCGUAUGUUCUGUCCCUUACGGGCGCACGCGUAUAGCAAAUCUAGUUGAUCCUACCAUGUAUAUAGUAGGAUGGUUGUAGGUAAUUAGACAAACAAAUUAAGAAUUGCCACAGACAACCGUCUGCGUAUUGCGUCUGAAGCAAUUGUUAAAAAAAUGAACUAAGAAUGUAAUUGAGAGAGAUUAUGUAACGACAAUUAAACCGCCUUUCGUACACAUGUUUUGUGUUAUGUCUUUUGUGCUCAAAUUUAGAAUUAAAUGACCCUAACAGAAAUCUCUAAAAACGGACCUGGGUUGAAGUGGCAACACUAAAUAAGUGUCUAACUUCACAUGAAUAAUCCGCAACCCUCGGAAUUGUCAAAAGCGCGAUAAGAAAAUAUUGCAGAAUGUUUUAUUUUAUUUGAUUAUUAUCAAAGUUUAGUGAUAAUCACAAACCCGGCACAUAGUUUGAAAAUAUUACUAACUUUUUAAGUGCUUAAUAAAUUUUACUGUAGCGUUAGUGCCGUGUUAUAAAUGACUAAAAAUAUGCGCGAAUAUUCACGACAUUAUUUAAAAUUUACGGUUUAAAAUCUACUAUUAUGUCUUAUACACCGUCUAUCGUGUCACCCUUAUAACAUAUAAUCAACACUUUCAAUUGUAAUAUCAAAUUGUGUUCAUUUAAUAUUUAGUGUCCUUGUAAACUGCAAUCCUCUCAGGGCGUAACCUGUCGUUCUACGGGUGAAGGCUGUGUAAAAAUGAUAUUUUUUAACCUUUUCUGAAACGUAGUGUAUCUCAUAUUUGUGAAAAAUGGCUGAGGACGAGGUACUUUUCGACGAAGUAUACGAACUUUGUGAAAUAAUCGGCAAGGGUCCUUUCAGUUUGGUCCGCCGCUGCGUGCACCGUCAAACGGGGCAACAGUUCGCGGUGAAAAUUGUAGAUGUCGCCCGAUUUACUGCCAGUCCUGGACUCAGCACUGCUGACCUCAAACGCGAGGCCACAAUAUGCCACAUGCUGAAACAUCCCCACAUCGUUGAGCUCUUGGAGACGUACAGCUCCGAGGGAAUGCUCUACAUGGUCUUUGAAUAUAUGGAUGGAUCUGAUCUCUGCUUCGAGGUAGUGCGCAGAGCUAGCGCCGGCUUCGUCUACAGUGAGGCUGUUGCCUGCCACUACAUGCGUCAGAUCCUCGAGGCGCUGCGCUACUGCCACGAGAACGACAUCGUGCACCGCGACGUGCGGCCGCACUGCGUGCUGCUGGCGGGCCGCGACAACUGCGCGCCCGUCAAGCUCGGCGGCUUCGGCGUCGCCGCGCAGCUGCCCGCGCCCGUGGAGCACCGCGCGCCGCCCGGUCGUAUCGGGACACCGCACUACAUGGCGCCCGAGGUGGUGUCGAGCCAGCUGUACGGCAAGCCGGUGGACGUGUGGGCCGCGGGCAUCCUGCUGCACGUGCUGCUGGUCGGCUACUUGCCCUUCACUGGCACGAGGGAGAGGCUGUUUGAAGCUAUAUGCAGAGGAAGAUUGCGGUUUGACGCCCCCCUUUGGGAUGACAUCAGCGACUCCGCUAAAGAUUUGGUCCAGCGAAUGCUGACAGUGGAUCAUACGCAGAGAAUAACCAUCCAGGACGUGCUCAACCACAGAUGGAUAAGAGACCGCGACAAGCAAAACCGUAUACACCUCUCCGGCACCGUGGACGAGCUGAAGAAGUUCAACAGCCGGCGCCGCCUGCGGGCCGCCACGCUGGCGGCGGCCGCGGCCGACGACGACGAGGACGACGAGCAGCCCGCCAGCAAGCAGGCCGUGCUGGAGGAGGCCAACGCGGCCGCUGUCAAUCUCGUGGUGGAAUCGUUGGACGACGUGGCGGUGCUGCAGGACGGGCCCGGGUUCUUGGACCCCGACCUGUUUCACAGCGUGUUGGACGACCUGCAACUACGAGCGCUGCUCGAGGUAUACGACCGCAUCGCGUGCACGGUGGUGGUGAGCUCGGGGCGCGCGCCGGCGGCCGAGGGCCGGCAGCGCUGCCGCCAGGCGCUGGACGCGGCCGCGCGCCCGCGCCACAACCCGGCCGGGCCCGCCGCCGCCUCCGUCACCACCGCCGCCGCCAUCCACGACCUCCGCCGGGCGCUGGCGCUGCCGCAUAUCAAGGCCCUACUGCAGGCACACGAUGUGGUGGCGCGCGAGGUGUACGGCGAGGAGUCGCUGCGCGCCUCGCCGCCACCGGUCAACGGGCGCAGCACGGCGCCGCCCCCCGAGGACGACGACGACACCGAGCCCGAGUUCGAGAACGUGACCAGGGUGCGCCUCGUGCAGUUCCAGAAGAACACUGACGAGCCUAUGGGCAUAACCCUGAAACUAGCUGACGACGGAAGAUGCAUUGUGGCUCGGAUCAUGCACGGGGGCAUGAUCCACCGACAAGCCACGCUGCACGUCGGCGACGAGAUCAGGGAGAUCAACGGCACGCCUGUAGCCAACCAGUCCGUCGCACAACUUCAAAGGAUGCUGCGCGAGGCUCGUGGGUCAGUGACAUUCAAAAUAGUGCCGUCGUACCGCUCGGCACCACCGCCCUGUGAGCUUUUCCGGAUUAAGCCUUCGCCCGUACUAAUAUUUGUAAGAGCACAGUUUGACUACGAUCCCUUGGAGGACGAAUUGAUUCCAUGUGCUCAAGCCGGUAUUGCAUUUACCACAGGAGACAUACUUCAGAUAAUAAGCAAAGACGAUACCCACUGGUGGCAAGCGCGCAAGGACGCAGCGGGCGGUUCGGCCGGGCUCAUACCGAGCCCUGAACUACAAGAGUGGAGGGCCGCGUGCGCCGCCGCCGAACGAUCUAACACCGACCAAGGAACCGAGGGCUGCGUGUCUCAUACUGAUGGCUGUGAAAACACAGUGAAUUGUUCUAUAUUCGGGCGCAAGAAGAAGCAGUCCAAAGACAAGUACCUCGCCAAACACAACGCCGUGUUCGACCAGCUCGACGUCGUUACCUACGAAGAAGUCGUCAAGUUACCAUCUUUCCAGAGGAAGACUAUUGUGCUAUUGGGCGCGCAUGGCGUGGGUCGGCGUCACAUCAAGAACACUCUGAUCGCGCGUCACCCGGACCAAUACGCAUAUCCCAUUCCACACACCACCCGGCCGCCAAGAGCGGAUGAAGAAAAUGGCAGACACUAUUAUUUCGUUACGCAUGAAGAAAUGAUGGCUGAUAUCGGGGCCAAUGAGUACCUGGAAUACGGCACUCACGAGGAUGCGAUGUACGGCACGAAGAUAGAGACGAUCCGUCGCAUCCACUCGGAGCGGCGGAUAGCGAUCCUGGACGUGGAGCCGCAGGCGCUGAAGAUCCUGCGCACGGCCGAGUUCGCGCCCUACGUCGUGUUCAUCGCCGCGCCGCCGCUCAACAACGUGGCCGAUUACGACGGUUCGCUGGAGGUGCUGGUGCGCGAGUCGGAGCAGCUGCGGCGCACGUACGGGCACUACUUCGACAUGAGCAUCGUCAACAACGACAUCGACGACACGCUCGCGCAGCUCGAGGCCGCGCUGGCGCGCCUGCGCUCCACCCCGCAGUGGGUGCCCGUCUCCUGGGUCUACUGACACGCAGACUCCUACUACCUUUAAACUGACUAACCAAUCAUACCAAUCAGCAACACUCUCUCCGACAAGUUCCACUAAGUUUCGGAAUUAUUCUUUUAUAAUUGAAGCAAGAAGUUAACUCUUGCACUAUAAGCAGUAUUUACUCAAAUUUACGUGCGUCGCUCGAGUUAUAUAAAAUGCUGUUUCCUUAAAAUCAUCGACAUACAGACGUAGUGAAUAAUCUUUACUAUCGUAUUUUCACGGAUACACACGAACGUGUUAUGCUAUUUCAGUUAGGCUCUGUACAAAAAGUAAGGUUAACUGAAGUAGCAUGACAAAUACGAACGUUUCUGAGAAAAUAGGAUGGCAAGGGAUUGCCCACGACAUCUGUAAUGCGUCGACCUACAUAUUUUCAGAUAAAAAACCUGUAUCUGCAAUGAGUGAUCGUUUUCUUAGCGUUAUCAAGCACCCACUUAAAAAUGCUUUGAAAGCCAUUAUGCUAGUACUGUACUUACACUACACUCACUAGUAUACCUACCUGUUUCAAUCUAAUAACUUGUCACAGUAAGACACAACGCUGUCAGAUUACAUGCCAUUUUGUGUGUGUGUGUUUUUUUAUUAAGUUAUUGCGUACCUACAUUUUAAUACAUAUUUAUAUUAUACACUUUUCUUAUAGAUAAAUGAUUAUAGUCGCCGCGUCUCCUUAGAGCAUAAGAAAUAAAAGCGUGUCUUACAAAUGUUUAAAUGAAACGAUUCUUCUUAUAUCUCUGGAAACGCGGCUUAAAACGAUAUACCUUUUUAAAAUUUUAUCAAACGGUUAUCACUGUAUGUUUACCUAUCUACACGUUUAUGAAAUUAUAAUAAAAAUAUCUUAUCUUGGAUGAAUAACAAAGAAGGUUCCGUAAAAAAAAAAUGUGCUUAAAUUGCGUCAUUUAAUAAUGACAAAUAUUAAUUGAUUGUAUUAGAUUUGUAGAGUCUAAGGAAAAAUCCAGCCCCUGAGUUUGACAGCUCAAGAAUUUGGCGCUGUACGACGCUGUUUUGUGGUCAUUAAAUAGUCGAACCAAAAUUACCACAUAAUGUGCGAAUCCGUACAGCGCCACCUACUGUGAAAUUGUCAUUAUUAGCUGUCAAAUUGGAAGCACGAAUUUGUCUUCGAGUUCACACAUCUAGUACAAUCCAUGGUUAUUUAAUAACAAAAACACGAUCAAGUACUUAUUGAAUACGAUAAUCUCUACAUUGUUCCUUUCUCUAUUUAAUCAGUGACAAAUAGAUAUCCUUAAUUAAGUUUCUAACUACAAGGAUCUUGAAUCUACUAAAGCUUGCAUGGUAUUUGGUGCAUGACCGCUCAAUUUCACUAUUAUGUGCCAAAUGUGUGACUGCAUACCAAAUCCCACGAUAAUAACGAUUUUAGACACUUGCACAUUAACAACAUGAAUUUUGGAUCAAUUGUACAUAAAUAUACAUUAGUAAGUAAUUAAAAACUAAUCGUCUAGAAAAGUAAAGUAGCUCAACAACUGCAUACAUUAAUAAUUAUCUUUAAGAUCUAUUCGACUAUCUUAGAUACUAUAUUUACCUACCGACAAGGCACUUUUUUCGCUCUAGGUACACAAUGUAGGAAAAUAUGUAUAAAAAAUACCUACUUAGCGACUAAACCAGUCUUUAUGAUGAGUUUUACUUGAAGCAACCAGUAACUGAAAUCAAUUGGCGUGCAGUUGAAUUGUACCGUUGUGUACUUAAGGCGAAUAGUGGCCAAUCACAUCACAGAAUUAGAAUUCACAGGGUUCCAUGUACCAGUAUGUUUAAGUGUCAAAAUGAUCGUCUUUCUUGUAUUUUAGGGCCAAAAUACAAUUACUAAAUACGACACUAUCGCAUAUAUAGGUAAUCGUAUUUCAGCUCUAAGGGCAACUCCCUCACUAUGUUUAUAGUAUAAACCUUCUUAUUUCUCACAAAUCAUACAGUUAUCGGCGCAAACUAAACUCAUGUAAGUCCUAAAAGUGGGUAUCGAUGUAUAUAGCAAUACCCAGAUUGAUGCAUAUCGAUGACAUCAAAGUCAAUAAUCCGAAAUACGAUACCAAUUUUUAUGAACUUGACUUUGGUACGAGUAUGUGUCAGCAUAACGUACGCGGAAUGAAAUGCGGACAAAAUUCAAAGUCGUAUCAAAUAUUUUUUUAUGUUUAUUAAUAAUAUAUUUAAAUGCAAGAAAAAGUUUACUCCAAUGCGAUAUUUUUAACGGCUAUCGUGGUACAGUCAGCGUUAAAUACUUUGUAGCAACCAAAGU